AUGAGUGACGAUAUUUUCAAGGUCAAACAGCAAAUCAAGGAUUGGGAGCAUAAAUUUAAGGUGCGGCAUGGAAGGCUACCCUCAAAAGUGGAUGUCCACGAUAAUCCCAAAAUCAAAGCGUUAUACUCCAAGUACAAAUCUACUAAAGUGAGUAAACACGUUUCCACGACCAAGGACAAACCUACUUCCAACAGUGAUGCAGAUGAAAAGGAAAAUAUGUUUCCGACACCAAACGGAGAGUUGGGUCCCACGCCACAAGCAAAUGGGAGGGUGCUAUCAAUAUUCGACUUCCAAUUGACUCCACCAGAAUCAUCUCCUUUGAAGAAGAGGUCUACAAAUGCUCCUGAUGUUGAAAACGACAUCGAUUCAAUUCCUCCUGAUGCUACACCUGUAAAGUCAAAGCGAAGACUAUCGUUUUCCACACCAACAAAGGCUUCUUCUGAAAGUAGCCCCACUACGAUUUCGAAGAAACUUCAGCAAGCAGCAGAAACACCAAGAUAUCUCAAAUCGACAGCUACCCCUAUAUUUAAUAAAAAUGUGGUGAACUUUCUGAUAUCGCCUUCUCCUUUAAAGCCAAACAGACUAGGAAGAAAACUAAUGGAUGUGUACAAUAUGUCUAUAAAGGAAAUGGAUCAUCGAGAUGCAGAAGAUUUGAUAGACAUAAAGGAGGUAGAGGAGUCUGAUGAAGUCGCAUCUGAUAGCCAACCUAUUGUCAAACGGAAAACACAGAAGCGUCAAACCAGGCGCUCCAAGAUGGCCCCUAGGCCAAUUCUUGAGAUCGAUUCUUCGGAUGAAGUUGAUGUCCAACAGAAGAUGUCCAACUUGGAGGAAAGGGAGAGAGCUGCAUUGGCUGCUUAUAUGAACUCUGACAGUGAAUCUGAAUCUGAUGUGUUAGAAAAUGGCCACAUGCAUGGAAGUCCAGUUAAGAAAACUAGGAAGCCAAUUGCUCAAAACUACAAAAGACUCAAAAUAAAUGAUCCAAGAUCACGACGCUUUAAACAGCGAAUGAGAAGAUAG
Messenger RNA from Lodderomyces orthopsilosis Co 90-125, 1017 nucleotides. RefSeq lists its product as uncharacterized. Gene Ontology annotation, biological process: DNA replication; mitotic DNA replication preinitiation complex assembly; double-strand break repair via break-induced replication. Gene Ontology annotation, molecular function: single-stranded DNA binding; DNA replication origin binding. Gene Ontology annotation, cellular component: DNA replication preinitiation complex. NCBI's taxonomy places the organism in Eukaryota, Fungi, Ascomycota, Pichiomycetes, Serinales, Debaryomycetaceae. The record is from RefSeq and is a predicted model, not a curated record. Bases 1 to 1017 code for a protein of 338 amino acids. The transcript has a single exon.